GCUAAAAAGACAUUAUUAUCCUAAUUUACCAUAUAAAUCUUAGCCAACCUUUGGCCCUCUAUAAAUUAAAUAUUUCCAACAAAGGAAUCAAAAGCCUCUUUUGAAUUCAGCUACAUUCCAGCUCCCCACCAUACAUAACCCAAAAUUUUCUUCCAAAGAUCCAGGUAUACUUCAAUAUUUCAGAGAAGAACUAGUGCUUCUUUUCUGUUGCUAGCUACCAACCCAAAUUAUCCUUUAUCUCUAUUGAUUUGAGCUCUCUCCUUAUUAGUUAACAAGAUUAAUUUUAACUAAUAUGGGGCUGAGAGACAUUGGAGCCACACUGCCUCCUGGGUUUCGGUUUUACCCCAGCGAUGAGGAGCUGGUCUGCCAUUAUUUGUACAAAAAGAUCACAAAUGAAGAAGCUUUGAAGGGUACUUUGGUUGAAAUUGACUUGCAUAUCUGCGAGCCAUGGCAACUUCCUGAGGUGGCCAAGCUGAAUGCCAAUGAGUGGUACUUCUUCAGCUUCCGUGACCGUAAGUAUGCGACGGGGUUCCGGACCAACCGUGCGACGUCAACUGGAUACUGGAAAGCAACAGGGAAAGAUCGGCUGGUGAUGGAGCCAGGAACUGGGGAUAUCGUAGGGAUGAGGAAGACUUUGGUGUUCUAUCGGAACAGAGCUCCUAAUGGAAUCAAAACUGGUUGGAUUAUGCAUGAGUUCCGACUGGAGACCCCACAUAUGCCUCCUAAGGAAGACUGGGUUCUGUGCAGAGUUUUCUACAAAGGCAAGGCAGCAGAGAACAGCACCAAACUCAACCCCCAUGACUUUACGUUGGAGACCACACCAUGCACUGUUCCUUUAAAUUUAGUUCCACCUCCUCCAACUUAUGACCAAACAAUGCCUUGUGUGUACAACCAAAACCACAACCAAAGCAACGCUUUCCUGAAUCUCCUACAGCUUCCUCAUCAGGAAAAAUAUACCAAUUCCUCCGUCUCCGAAUUAAACACGAAAAACGAUGACGAAUAUGGGUUUCUAUGGGACAUGAAUUUAGAAGAAGGCAGCUUCGACAACGGGGUGGCUCCAAAUUUGGAUGAGAUGGGAUUUCAGGUGGAUGAGAACAGCAUGGUUUUGCUCUAAAUGAAGAAACAUAUUCCAUACGUACUCCAUAUUAGACAGACAUCCAAUUUGUUGAUUUGUGACAUAUAUUUAUAUUUGUGGUCUAUAUAUUAUAUAUUUGGCUUGAUUGGAGAAAAGGUUAAAGGUUUGUGCAUGCUUAGUCUAUAUAUGUGUUUAGGGUGUUUUUCUCCUCUUGUAUACAGUCCUGCUGGCAUUUGUAUAAGUAUCAUCAAUAAUAUAAUUCUUUAUUAGUGUCAAACA
This is a messenger RNA of Pyrus x bretschneideri (Chinese white pear), 1354 nucleotides long. Its product is annotated as protein CUP-SHAPED COTYLEDON 3. Lineage: Eukaryota; Viridiplantae; Streptophyta; Magnoliopsida; Rosales; Rosaceae. The record is from RefSeq and is a predicted model, not a curated record. Bases 293 to 1114 code for a protein of 273 amino acids. Gene Ontology annotation, biological process: regulation of DNA-templated transcription. The transcript is spliced from 3 exons. Gene Ontology annotation, molecular function: DNA binding.